AUGUCGGAGGCGCCUAAGCGUUGCUACUAUGAGGUGCUUGAGGUGGACAGAAAAGCGUCACUGGACGAAAUUCGUCGUGCGUACAAGCAACAGGCUCUUCUGCAUCAUCCGGACAAAAAUUAUGGCAAUGUGGAGAAUACAGUGGCCAUAUUUAAGGAGAUUCAGAAUGCAUAUUCUGUCCUUAGUGAUUCAGAGGAGCGUGCGUGGUAUGACGCCCAUCGGGAAAGUAUUUUGAAUGGAGAAGAUGCUGAAGGUUCUGCAAACGAUAUUAAUUUAUAUGGCUACUUUUCUUCCAGAUGCUAUGAUGGCUUUGAUGAUGGUGAGGAUGGAUUUUUUAGUGUGUAUAGGCGGGUAUUUGAUCAAUUGCUGGAAGAUGAAAGUGAAUAUGAUGAUAGGGCCAAAUGUUGGCCUCGAUUUGGUGAGAGUUCAACAGAGUGGAGUAGUGUGUCAGAGUUUUAUUCUUAUUGGAAAAAUUUUGCUUCCUUUAAGAACUUUGCAUGUAAAGAUGAAUACAAGAUAAACGAAAUCCCUGAUCGUGCAUCCAGACGAAUGGCUGAACGGAUUAAUCAAAAGGCACGGGCAGCUGCUAAAAAAGAAUACAUACAAGCUGUGCAAAGCCUUGCUCGGUUUGUAUACCGUCGUGACCCUCGGGUUCAAGCUGAGAUGGCUCGCCAAGAGGAAGAAGAACUCCGAAUAGCAAAAGAAAAAGGGCAGAAGCGUUUGGAGCAAGCACGAAGGCGCCGUGAAGCAAAUGAAAAACUUUGGGUAGCUGCAGCGGAGAAGGAAGCGGAGGAAGAACAAGCUCGACUUGACAGAGGGGAAGCUACGGGUGACCACACUUUGGAGUUGCUUUACGAAAAGCAACGCCAAAUGGAGGAGAUGCGAAAGACAAGGGGCAGUAACGGUGAAGGAUUUGCAAUGCUGGAGGGCGACGAUGAAGACGAGAAUGAAGUAAACAAGUUUAGCUGCCCCGCAUGCAAGAAACAGUUUAAGAAGAGCGGGCAAUACAAGGAACACAUAAACAGCAGCAAGCAUAAGGCGAAGUUGAAGCAACUCUCUGGUAAGGGGGUGAGUGUUGAGGCACUUAUGAAAUGGAGUGAGUAA
Messenger RNA from Trypanosoma rangeli, 1104 nucleotides. Its product is annotated as putative chaperone DNAJ protein. Lineage: Eukaryota; Euglenozoa; Kinetoplastea; Trypanosomatida; Trypanosomatidae. Gene Ontology annotation, cellular component: cytoplasm. The coding region runs from base 1 to 1104 and encodes 367 amino acids. The transcript has a single exon. Gene Ontology annotation, molecular function: nucleic acid binding; zinc ion binding. The record is from RefSeq and is a predicted model, not a curated record.